AUGGAGGUAGCCAAACAGUUAACCUACGGACUGAACUUAAGACGGUGCCUGAAAAAUGAGGAUUUGAUGAGUUUGAAGAGGGAGAACCUGAAGCCGCUAAAAAAUAUUUUCAACAUAUCCAAGGGGAAGAAAGAAAGCAAGGAGGAGGAAAAGGAACCAAAUGGGAAAGAAAAGAAGGAAAAGCAUGAAAGGACAGUGGAAUUGUUGCGUUUUUCCGAAUUCUGUGCGGACCCUAAUUUGGUGGCAAGCUACAUGAAGGGUAAUAAAAUAAACAUCGAGUUUGUGAACAUGAGCGAUAGUGUGGUGCCCAUUCGUUUCUUCGAGGACAUUUCAGGGGAAUCAACUGGAGAGGAAAUCAGGACAAGCGGAAUACCUACCGCAUCAGUGGAAGAGAAGAACAACGAUGGUUGUACCACCCAUGCGGAAAGGACAACCCUUCCAAGGAGUGACUAUCAAAAGUUAAUUAACACAAUUAAGGGCACCUUUGGAUUUAAAAGCCCAACGAAUAUUCAGAAAAUUUGCAUCCCCACGAUUUUGAGGGGGUGGAACACCAUUUGCAUUUCUCAGACGGGCAGUGGGAAGACCUGCGCCUUUUUGAUUCCCCUCCUGGUUCGGCUGAUCUGUUCGGGCAGGGAGGAACAUAAACAGCAUCAGGGGGAACCCGUGGUGAAUAAUUCUGUGGAUAAACAGAAAGGUCCACAUUCCCCUCCGGGGAAGGACAACCGUGAAUCCGACGCGGAAGAGAAAGAAAGUUCCACUCCCAUUCGAAGCCUAAUCGUUGUGCCAACGAACGAAUUGGCUAGCCAAAUAUAUGAUCACGCAUUGAUCCUGUUUGAGGCGUUUCCACAGUUUGCGGUUCUACAUCUAACGAAGGAAGAUCAAGUGAGGGAGGAAGAACCCAUAGAUGUGUGCAUCUGCACACCAUUAAUACUGAUCCAUCUGAUUGAGAUGAAAAAAGUGACCCUGUCCAGAUGCAUGCUUGUUGUGUUUGAUGAGGUGGACAAAUUAUUUGAGGUAAACUUUUUGGAACAUGUGAAAAAACUGCUAGUAGUAAUUCAGAAAAGGAAAAUACAGAAGGUGUUCACCACGGCCACACUACCAGGUAGUACCCGCUCCUUUAUUAGCACCCUCUGUCCCACUUACGCGCUGGUGUACUUUGGUCAGAGUAUCAACUCAGUUAAUAGGAAUGUGAAGCAGGAGUUGCUUUAUGUAAACAGUGAGGAAGAAAAGGGGUUGGUUUUACGGAACUUGGUUGUGGGGGGUGGGUUGCACAUCCCCGUGUUGGUAUUCGUGAACGGCGUGGAGAAGGCGAAGAAGGUGCACGCCACGCUGCGUCGAGCGUUGAGCGGGGUUAGCAUGGUUGGGAAAGCUGGUAUGGUUGGCACGAUGGGCAGUGUUGGCAAUGUUGAUUCGGUGAAGGCACCGCAUGUCGCCCUGCUCACGUCUGAAAGAACAAAAGAGGAAAGGAUGCAGGUCUUUAAGGACCUUCGGGAAGGACAUGUGUGGUACCUAGUAUGCACAGACGUCUUGAGCAGAGGAAUCGACGUUCAUGGAAUCGAAACGGUAAUUAACUACGACGUCUGUUAUGAUAAGUACAGCUACAUCCACAGGGUGGGUCGGGCGUGCCGCUCAGAUUCGGAGGGAGGCAAAGCCAUCACCUUUUUUAUGCAACAGGACGUUAGGCACAUGAAGGACAUCGUCAAAUUUGUUAAGAGCAGUGGUACGGAGGUGCCAGCUUAUUUGGAAAACUUUCCCUUUAAGGCUGCACGCGGGGUGGGCUUCCACGCGAGGGGGAAGAAAACCCAUCUGAAGAAGGGGAAGAAAACCCAUGUGAAGAAAGGGAAGAAAACCCAUGUGAAGAAAGGGAAGGAAACCCAUGUGAAGGCAAAAAAGUUGGUUUUUAAGGCGCAAAAAUCGGGUUUUAAGGCAAAAAAAACGAGUAGGAAGACGAAGAAGGCGUAA
Messenger RNA from Plasmodium coatneyi, 1962 nucleotides. RefSeq lists its product as uncharacterized. The record is from RefSeq and is a predicted model, not a curated record. Gene Ontology annotation, molecular function: ATP binding; nucleic acid binding. The transcript has a single exon. Gene Ontology annotation, cellular component: 90S preribosome. The coding region runs from base 1 to 1962 and encodes 653 amino acids. Gene Ontology annotation, biological process: maturation of SSU-rRNA. NCBI's taxonomy places the organism in Eukaryota, Apicomplexa, Aconoidasida, Haemosporida, Plasmodiidae.